AGCAGACGCAAACUGAAACGUACUCCACUACAGAUACUCCAAGCUUGGACUGUAAAUAUUACGGCUGUAAGUCGUCUAUCUUAAUUUUUAUUUUUGUUCUUGUACUUAUCUAGUUUCGCUAGGCGUCAUAAAAUACGAAUUAUGAUAAUGGAUGCCCUAGAAGAUGACAUUUUAGAUUUUAAAGACGACCAAAACCACAACUAUUGUGCAAACAUCAGCGGCAGAACCCGCACUACACGAAGCCAGGGGACGGAUUCAACGGAUGCCCAAGCGCCCGGCAGUCUGUCGGUGCCAGGUGAAACCCCGGGGUGUAAGCGAGGGACUUUGUCUGACAGUAAAGGACUGACAAAGUUUACAGACUCGGAUAGAGACUGUCAAAGCAGUAAAGUCAGAGAGACUGCUAACAUGGCUCCGCCUUCUACUGUCGAUGGAAAACGUACUAUCGACUCUCCUUCCAAAUUCCUUCUGAAUGCAAUGGCUGUAGAAGACUACCGGAAAAACCACUGGCCAAACCUCGAAAAGGCAAUUGAUCGUCUGUUGCUUUACAAUCCAACAGACCACAUCUCUGUUUCUUAUGCUCAGAUAUAUAGUUACGUCUACAGGUGUGUUUGUCAGCAGCACUCAGAGCUGCUCUACAAUGAUUUGAUAAUGAAAAUAACAAGCCAUCUGCAACAGGUGUCAAUCCAUCUAGAAGCUAGCCCACCAGGGAAUGUCAUCGAGAACUUUAACGAUGCUCUAACCCAAUACACAGCUUCUCUACAAUGUAUAGUUCCUGUAUUCAUGUACUUGAACAAGUUCUACAUCGAAUCAAAGCUCAACAGCGACCUAAGAAAGGAUCUGAUGAAGUUGUUUGCUGAUCAAGUUGCAGAAAAGCAUGUGAACACACUGAUGUCUCUUCUCAUCAAAGCUCAUUCGAUGCCUUUUCAAGUACAGCCAUCUACAAUGGCCAGCGUGGUUAAAGGCCUCUACAGCCUACAACCAGAGUGGGCAAAGUUAGCCCCAGCUCUCUUCUCUGGGUUUAUUCCCCAAAUCAACCCACCAACUGAGGAGUCUCUGCUGUCUGACUAUGCUGCUUAUGACAAGAAGCUGCAGAUGGAGCUGUCAAUGAAUGGAUUUCCCCGAGGUGACCAGUCUCUGAAACGGACCAGUGAUGACUCCUGAUAGCAGAACCACCUUCAAUAGAGUUGUUGAAGAUCUACUACUGUGCCUCCUACAUAUUUAUCACAUGCAAGGUGGCUCAAUGCAAUAGUUGUAAUAUUGACAAUGUAUCAGUUUAACAUCACUUGAAGGGUAAUAAUACUCUGUGAACAACAAGAGAUUAUGAUGACAGUUUUGAGCAGCUUCAUUUACUGCACUAAAAAGAAUCCUCAUAAAUCCAGCUUCAGUAUUUGUGGGAUGCUGCUGAGAUUGUUUUCUUCACUGUCUAAUCUGAAGAGUGCCUUCAGUCUCUAUUCAGAUCAGAGAUCCUUGUGAAGGAUAGGUUACUAUCAGUAAACCACCCCUAACCUUUCAAAUUGAUUUUCUUUUUAUUGACUGGGCAAAUCAAGGCUUUUUAUUGCUGCUUAUACUACUGUCAAUGUGAAAAAUACAAAUGCCUCAGAUUCACACGUUAUGUCUGUAAUGCAGUGACAACACUUAGUCUAAUUUCUUUCAAGACUUGUUUAAGUGCUGUAAACCGCUGACAUCAAGUACGAUUUUGUUCUUCAUAAUGCCUUUACUUCACCAGGUUUCCUGUUUUCCAAAGAGGAUUUGUAAUACAUGUUUUCUUUUAUGUAUUUAUCUCACUGAGCCAUUUUCAUUGUAUUUAAACUUCAACAUUCUGAGAUUUGGUUGGAACAGUUUGUUCUUCAAGUGGAAUUGAAACACUUAAAAGCAAAUAUAAUAAGCAUUUAUCUUGCUAAUUUUUAA
Labrus bergylta (ballan wrasse) is the source of this 1908-nucleotide messenger RNA. The record is from RefSeq and is a predicted model, not a curated record. Lineage: Eukaryota; Metazoa; Chordata; Actinopteri; Labriformes; Labridae.